AUGCUUAUAGACAGCCCAAAUGCGCGCUCCAAGAGCGUGACUGUGGCUGAUGGGCCGGAGACCUAUGGUGUUCUCAAUCGCCACCCCGCUGUCAAGGGCAGCACCCCCACGUCCACCGAAGAACAAGUCGCUGUCAAGCUACCCACGUUCCGCGUCGGUGUGAGCGAGGACCGCAACAAGCGAUGCCGCCGCACUAUGGAAGACGCCCACAGCUUUGUCUAUGACUACGCUGGUAUCAGGGGACAGGGCUACUUUGCCGUGUUUGACGGUCAUGCAGGCAAGCACGCUGCGGAGUGGUGCGGCCAGAACUUUCACGAGUAUCUGCUAGACGCCCUCCUGACAUAUCCCGACGAGCCCAUUCCCGAGCUGCUCAACAAGACGUUCCUUGUCGUCGACAGCCGCCUCUCUCACCUCGCGUACCGCAGCAGGACCCACUCGGGCUGUACUGCCGUCGUGGCCUUCCUCCGCAUGGAGCAUCAGACACCGCAGGGACGCAAGGGGUUUCUCAACCAAUCCCUUUCGGCUCGUGGGUUGAUGCAAGGCCGUGGCGAGGACGAGUUGGAAGCAGAGACGAGUGGUGACGUGCCAUCGCGCCGUGGGUCCAUGGGCGCAGGGUCGUCGGGUGGUAUUGGCGGUGCCGCAUCGCCAUCCCACGAGCAGAGCUUGCGCAGGAAAAUGUCUGGGCGUCGCAUCCGCGACUUUGUGCGCGGCCUCACUGGGAGCAAUAAGGCGGAUGACUCGGCCGUUGAUGACGAUGAUGGCUCCGACUCGGGCCGUGGUGUGGAGACGAUGGACCCGAAGAGCGAGACGGGCGUGCGUCGCGUGCUUUAUCUCGCAAACGUCGGAGAUGCCCGCGCAGUCAUCUCCCGCGGAGGCCAGGCCGUCCGAUUGACGUACGACCACAAGGGCAGCGACAGCCAAGAAGCCAAGCGCAUUACGGACGCUGGUGGCUUUGUCAUGAACAACCGCGUCAACGGUGUUUUGGCCGUGACGCGCUCCCUCGGCGACGCGUCGAUGAAGGAGUUUGUCGUCGGCUCUCCAUACACGACGGAGACUGUACUCGACGACGAGGACGAGUUCCUGAUCGUUGCCUGUGACGGGCUCUGGGAUGUGUGUGAGGACCAGGACGCAGUCGACCUCGUGCGCGGCGUCGAGGACCCACAAGAGGCGUCCAAGAAACUGCUUGAACACGCGCUGGGCAACUACUCGACGGACAACUUGAGUGUCAUGGUGAUCCGGUUCAGCCGCAAGUAG
Cutaneotrichosporon oleaginosum is the source of this 1254-nucleotide messenger RNA. RefSeq lists its product as uncharacterized. Lineage: Eukaryota; Fungi; Basidiomycota; Tremellomycetes; Trichosporonales; Trichosporonaceae. Gene Ontology annotation, biological process: protein dephosphorylation. The record is from RefSeq and is a predicted model, not a curated record. Gene Ontology annotation, molecular function: protein serine/threonine phosphatase activity; cation binding.